AUGUUCCUAGGAUUGUAUAAACUGGAGAAAAGUAAAAAAUGCAAAAUAAGGGACAGGAUAAACACUGAGGGGAUAACAUGGAAAUGGAAAUCGAGCCCAUCAUCUAACUCUGAAGCACGUGAAUUUGAUGAAUUGGCUCUCAAAGUGGAAUCAUUCCUACUAAACACCCACCCAGACAUGUGGGUUUGUAACGUCUCUGGGGACGGGGUGUACCACGUUAAUGUGGUAAGGGAACAAAUUGAUAUGGAGAGCUCGACGACGCACCUGCACCUCACUCACUCUCACUUGUUCCUCCCUUCUUACAAACUCAUCUUAACUGCCGCUCCAGAACCUCACCUUUGCCAAUUCGGCGUCCGUCACCGCCGCUGCCUCCUCGUCACAGAUUGUGCUUCAUCACCGAAGGAAACAAGAGUUGCCAGUAGGAAACCGGCAAUCUCUUCAACGAUUUACGGGAAUUUAUGUCCGAUGCUAGGUUUCCUGAUGGACAUGCAAGAUCUUGCGAACCUUGUGAGAAGAAGAGUAUACAAACUUAUUAAAGAGCUUCUUGCAGCCUCACAAGAGGUUAAAGUCAAUGAUUUUAAUGUAGAUGAGAGCUUGACUGAUAAUAAGGAAAAUACCAAUACUGAAGAAGAUGAAACAACAGAUUUAGAUGAGAAUAGAACAAAGUUGGCUGAAGCUGUGUUGUUGUCGAAUGAAGAGACUUCCACUAAACCAUCUUUGUAGGAAAAGGUGAUGAAAUUUAUUCAGAGUGGAGAACUUGAAGCAUUUGAAGACUCUACCAAUUUAGCAAAUGGUAGUGUUUUGUAACCCCAACUUGUACAUUCAACAUCUUAGUUGAGGCUUUCAUUGUCAUUUUUUUUCCUUUUUAGUGGGUCCUAUUUCAAUUUCUUAAUUCGUAUUCUUUGUAGAAAUACUUUUACA
Lactuca saligna is the source of this 921-nucleotide messenger RNA. The record is from the annotation of a GenBank genome assembly. NCBI's taxonomy places the organism in Eukaryota, Viridiplantae, Streptophyta, Magnoliopsida, Asterales, Asteraceae.